AUGGUGAUCAAAGACAACCCCUCGAUUGGCCCGCCCACCGAUGACCUCACGAUAACACGCGAAAACGCGCCAACACUCGAAGCGCGUCAAAGUGUCGCCACGCACACAACAGACCCGCCGCGGCCGGAUCAUGGCAUCAUGGCUGCACCGUCCACACGGCUGACGACUCGCGCGAGCGAGUAUGGUUCAGAUAUCGACAUCCAGUCCAUCGCGACGCUGAGCGACUACGGCUCGGACAUUGACAUUGACGACGACACCAUACUCGCCGACGCCUUUGACACGAUAACCGACGCUGCGCAAACCCAGAAGAGCGCAGUCCUCCCCAGCAUAGAAUUCGAAGAGGGCGAACUCGAAGACGAAGAGCAGGAUGUGGACGGCUUCGUGCAGAUUCAUAGACCCACGGUCCUGCGCGUUGCAAAAGGCAAGGCCAGUGUCGACGCGGAUGCGCAGAGGGAUGUACAGAGCUCGCCCAUGCGCGAGCGCAAGGCGCUGGAAGUCGAGUACGACGAACGAUCGCGACGGGCGUGGAGUGCACAAUCUACGCGCGCCGCAUCUACCACGCAGGCCGUACAGGCUGCCAAAACCGAUAACCGGCCGCCCAUCGAGCGGUUCCGAACGAAGCCCAAGAAAUGUCUUUCGGUGACUGAUCUUGUCUCACCAGCAUGGUGCGAACUGCAGUACUUUUACACGUUGAGCAAGUUUGGGCGCAAACCUCGAACACAGGCGAUGAAGACCGGUAGCAAGAUACACCAAACGCUGGAAGACCAGGUACACACAACAGUGCCAGUGCAGGUAGAAAGUAAAGAAGACCGAUUUGGACUACGCAUGUGGAAUGCUAUAUCAGGCCUGCGGUGUCUCCGCGAGACGGGCCUUACGCGUGAACUAGAAGUCUGGGGCGUGCUCGAAGGCCAGGUCAUCAACGGCGUCAUCGACGAGGUCUCCUACGAAUGUCCCGACUCAGAAUUCGAAGAGGAACUCGAGCGAACCCGCGCCGAGAAAAACGGCGGCAUCGUCCCCUUACCACCAGGCCAACUCAGCAUCACAGACGCCUUUGCAAAGGCCAGCAAACCGCCCUCCUCCAGCCCAUUAGUCUCCACAUCCCCCUCCGACCGCCAAAUCUACAUCGCAGACGUAAAAACACGAUCCGCGAAAUCCCUCCCAACAGGCGCGUCUCUCCGCCCUACCUGGAUGCAACUAAUGCUCUACCGCAAACUCCUCGAGUCCCUCUCCCUCAACACCGUCGACGCCGAAACCGUCUUCGCCCGCUACUCCCUCGACCCCCUCACCCCCUUCACCCCGCUCUUCCUUUCCGAAAUCAGCAACCUCGGCCCCGAGAACGCCGCCACCUCCUACCCCAACCUACUCGCCCUCUGGUCCCUGCUCGUCACCGAAAUGCAAGCCACAUUCCCUCCUUCCAGCCUCUCCCCCAUCCUGCGCGCGGAGUUCAGGUAUGCGAAGACGGGGGAUGUGUUGGGCAGCCGGCUUACGGUGUAUGAAGCGAGUGUUGUGGAUGGGUAUGUGGAGAGUGAGAUGGAUUGGUGGAAGGGGAGGAGGGAGGCCAAGGGCGUGGAGAUUGAAGAGGCGUUUAAGUGUCGGAUUUGUGAUUUUAGUGAGGGGUGUAGUUGGCGGAAGACGAAGGUUGAGGAGGCGGUGGAGAAGAGUCGGUUGAGGAGGGAGGCCGAGGCGAAGGAGAGGGGGAGGAGUGCUGUGUAG
Alternaria conjuncta is the source of this 1713-nucleotide messenger RNA. RefSeq lists its product as uncharacterized. Gene Ontology annotation, biological process: interstrand cross-link repair. Lineage: Eukaryota; Fungi; Ascomycota; Dothideomycetes; Pleosporales; Pleosporaceae. Gene Ontology annotation, cellular component: nucleus; mitochondrion. The transcript has 2 exons. The record is from RefSeq and is a predicted model, not a curated record. Gene Ontology annotation, molecular function: single-stranded DNA 5'-3' DNA exonuclease activity. The coding region runs from base 1 to 1713 and encodes 570 amino acids.